GAGAAGCCAAAAGAAGGAGGCUUGAAAGUUUGGGAACAAAAAGAAAAUGACGAAAUGAUUCAAACAAGUGUUGUCAUCAGAUGGUGAUGAGUGCUGGUUACUCGCAGUGACAUCACCCCUUUAUGAAUUUAAAGACUUGAAUUUCACGGACGCUAUAAAAACUCGAAACGUACUCGAGACUUUUCUUUUGUAAAACUCACAUCCCAUCUCACUACUAUCCCAUCAAAAAACUACCACAUACCUACAAGAAAAUGCACACAAAAGCCCUUGUUUACACUUUGGCAGCGGCAGGAUGCGUCCUCUCCUCGCUUCCUUCGUCGGAUGCAUUCUGGUUGAUCCCUGGAUCAAGCAGGAGGAGUGAUGGCAUCGUCGACACGGGAAGGUCAAUCGUUGGAGACGCACGAGAAAAGGUCGGAAACCUUGUACCUGGAGCUGAGGAAUCGCCUUUAGCCGAUCUCCUACGAGCCCUUGAAGAAGUUACAACAGAUGUUGGAGCAACAGCCUCUCUUGCCAAGAGCGCUCUCCUUCGAGGAAUGUACCUCCGCCAAAACGACAAUGAAUACCUCCUUGCAAUGGACGUUCCCGGUCUACACACAAACGAGCUCGUGGUGACGGCGGACCGGGGCACACUCAAGAUCAAGGGCGAGCAUAAAUGCAAGAACAUUGCAGGAACAGAGAAACCCGAUCCCCUCUGCAUUGAGCGCUACUACGACGCGGCCUUCACAUUCCCAAGUGACGCGGAUGAGGAACAUGCUCAAGCGCAUCUGGACGCCGGCGUCGCAUAUGUAAAGGUUCCCAAACUCAAGGGUGAGAAACGCGGGAUUGGCCGAGUGCUAAAGUUGACGGAAGAUGCCGCUGAAUGGGUAUAUGAAGAAUCUGGCGCCAAGAAGGUCAUUGACAAAACCAAGGAGGCGUAUGAAGCUGUCAAAGAAGGAGUUGUCAAGGGCUCCACACAAGCAACAGAAACAAUCAAGAAUGCCGCCGCAGGUGCAACAGACGUAGUGAAGAACGCUGCCAACAGUGCCAAUCAAGCUGCGAACGAGGCCGCGAACCAAGCUGCUGAGGCUGCCAAUGCCGCCAAGGAGACUGUCAAGAAUACCGCUGCGCAAGCUACAGACCGUGUCAAGGGAGUAAAAGAAACACCUGUCGUUGAGGACAACCGAGGUUUCGUCGAGCGUGUGAAGGAAUCUAUCAAGGAGCGGGUCGUGGGUAGAGGUAGUGCCGAAGGGCAGGUACCUGUUGAGCGCAAGGAUGAAUUGUAAAGUCCCUUUAUGAUUGCUCGGUGAUGCAGAUGCAUUUUAUAUAGUCUAGUUUGAAGCCGUUUACUCUUUUUUUGCUGUCACCUAUAUUGUACAUGCCCGCAAACUCUUUUGUUCCAACAUUUAAAUGUUUGCAAAGAAAAGAGCCCAGCUCUGUUUUCAACUUGAUACAAAUCUAAUUACAAUGCAAGCACAAAUAUCCCGUCUCA
This is a messenger RNA of Spizellomyces punctatus DAOM BR117, 1468 nucleotides long. RefSeq lists its product as uncharacterized. Lineage: Eukaryota; Fungi; Chytridiomycota; Chytridiomycetes; Spizellomycetales; Spizellomycetaceae. The coding region runs from base 252 to 1262 and encodes 336 amino acids. The transcript has 2 exons. Gene Ontology annotation, biological process: response to heat. The record is from RefSeq and is a predicted model, not a curated record.